AUGGCCUCUCAGAACAGAUCACCAUUGUUCUGCAUCCAAAUUCUCUGCUCAAUCUUUCACCUUCUAUUCUUCAAAACUCACCAAGUUUUCGCUCAAACCUCUCCUGUUUUCGCCUGUGAUGCCGAUAGUAAUCCCGGGUUGGCGAAUUUUACGUUCUGCGAUCCGUCGUCGGACGUGAACACUAGAGUGGAUGAUCUGGUGAAGAGGCUGACAUUGCAGGAGAAAAUUGGGUUCUUGGUGAGUGGUGCAGGGGAAGUGAGUAGGCUUGGAAUUCCAAAGUAUGAGUGGUGGUCUGAGGCUUUACAUGGAGUCUCUUACGACGGUCUAGGGACUCAUUUCUCCGGUGUCGUUCCGGGAGCUACUAGCUUCCCUCAGGUUAUUCUCGCGGCGGCUUCUUUCAAUGUUACUCUGUUUGAAGCCAUCGGAAAGGUGGUCUCAACUGAAGCCAGAGCAAUGUACAAUGUGGGUUUGACUGGGUUGACAUUUUGGUCCCCAAAUGUGAACAUAUUCAGAGACCCCAGAUGGGGAAGAGGCCAAGAAACUCCAGGAGAAGAUCCUCUGCUUUCAAGUAAAUAUGGAUCAGCAUACGUAAGAGGCCUUCAACAAAGAGAUGAUGGUGACAAAGAUAGGCUUAAGGUUGCUGCUUGUUGUAAACACUACACUGCCUAUGAUGUGGAUAAUUGGAAAGGAACUGACAGAUACCAUUUCAAUGCCGUGGUGACACAGCAAGAUCUGGAUGAUACAUAUCAACCCCCAUUCAAGAGCUGUGUUGUUGAUGGAAAUGUCGCCAGUGUCAUGUGUUCCUACAACCAAGUCAAUGGCAAGCCAACCUGUGGUGAUCCAGACCUCCUAACUGGGGUGAUUCGAGGCGAAUGGAAAUUAAGGGGAUACAUAGUUUCUGACUGUGAUUCAUUAAACGAGAUGUACAAUUCACAACACUACACCAAAACACCAGAGGAGACUGCAGCCACAGCUAUAUUGGCAGGGUUGGACCUCAACUGUGGAUCUUUCCUCGCCAAGAACACUGAAACUGCAGUAAAAGGGGGACUGGUAAAUGAAUCGGACAUUGACAGAGCUAUCUCGAACAAUUUUGCAACGUUGAUGAGACUUGGAUUCUUCGAUGGUGACCCGAGCAAUCAACUGUAUGGAAAACUUGGUCCAAACGACGUGUGCACCCCGAAAAACCAAGAGCUGGCCCGAGAGACCGCAAGACAAGGGAUA
Ilex paraguariensis (yerba mate) is the source of this 1221-nucleotide messenger RNA. The record is from the annotation of a GenBank genome assembly. Lineage: Eukaryota; Viridiplantae; Streptophyta; Magnoliopsida; Aquifoliales; Aquifoliaceae.